Messenger RNA from Setaria italica (foxtail millet), 2591 nucleotides. RefSeq names its product protein SRG1. The transcript is spliced from 5 exons. The record is from RefSeq and is a predicted model, not a curated record. NCBI's taxonomy places the organism in Eukaryota, Viridiplantae, Streptophyta, Magnoliopsida, Poales, Poaceae. The coding region runs from base 1436 to 2515 and encodes 359 amino acids.
GAAAAACAUCCCUCCAACAGUGGCCCAAUCGCCUGCCCAAUUUUUCCGCGCGGCCUAAAACAGCGCUCUACGGUGCCAGAUAUUGGCCAGCGUUGGUUCGCUCCCAAUCCCGAAAUUCUCCGUCGUCGCCUGCCAUUCUUUGCCUCCCGCGCAUUUUCCCUCCCGGUCGCGCCAUUUUUCUGCCAAUCGAGCCUCCGCCGCACCCCAUCCCAGCUCCCAGGGCGCGUUGGGCUACCGGCACCGCCUCCCCUCCGUCCAGCGUGCCGCGCCCCUACUUCCGCCGCGGGCUCCCUGGCAUCGACGGCGCAGGCUCCCGUCUGUCAACCGACGCUAGAUCCCCUGUGCCCACGGCGUUGACUUUGCUUCGUCAAGCGCACGGCCUGCUUUGAAUCGAAGUUAUUUCCAUCCAUCUACUGUGUUGCCGGUUGCUGGAACCAGGACUGGCGGGAACGCCUCCCUCCGUGGCUCCGUCCAGGUAUUCUGGAGAUGGUCUUACGAUAUGUUUGGGGUUUGCAAAAGCAAGACCCUUCAACAAAAGCUGGGGACCUAAAAAGAAAUUUCUUACACCUGCCGCCCGUCCUCGCGAAGUCGCAAUGGCGACCGGGGCGGCCUCCGCGGCUCCGCCCCGAGCAGGACGUGCGGCGCAGGCCGCGGUCACCAGGUCGGUCCCGCAACGCGCCCCACGCUUUCGCUUGGGCUUCUUCCACUAAGCAUGUCUAGUAGGGUUUGGAUCGAUCGAUGGCUUGAUUGGCCUCUUGCCCCAAUGCCGCAAGCUCCUCCGCGGCUUCCCGGUGGUUCCGCGUCUGAUCGAAGGUGCGUCCCAUACUUCGAUUUCAGCGUUCUGACCGCCGCAUGCGCCGCGGGAGCUUCAUGUCACUGCGAUCGCCGAAUCGGUGCUAUGCGGUCCCGCGGGAUGCUUUCGGAAAAAGAGGCCCUGGGGUAUCAGAAACUCAGCAUUGGACUGGAAUUGGGUCUGAAGAUUACAAUCUUUUCAUUUAACAAUCUGUAGGUCGAUUUGUCACUGAGGGGGCAGAACCAUUCUGCAAGUUGCCUAGCAUAUUAUAGUACAACUAAAAAUGAUGCUCAAAGUCAAAGAUGAUGUGUUCCUCAAGCAUUUGUUAUGGCUGUGCCAAUCAUCCUACAGAAAGUCGUCACUUGAAAGUGUAACAUGUGCAUAUUUGACUUUGUUACCAACUAUGAUUGCGUAAGCAGAUUGUAACAGACUUGUCAUGUGGCUUCCUUUGGAGUUAGACUAUGAAGCAAUCGCUACUUGUAUGCUAGCUGCCAAUCUUAAUUCUUCGGAGUAUAUCUUAAUUCUUAAUGUGAAUUGUCUAUUGUAGCCUCAGAGGUUAUCUGCCUAUCGUAACUGUUGCCUUAAAGCCAUUGAGCUAGUUGCAUCAGGGAAAGUUUGUUGCUUCAAAGAAAUCAAGGGAGGAUGGCUGAAAUCUUUGACAAAAUGAAAGUGGAGUUCGUCGACCAAGAUGAGUGUGUGCAGGUUGUUGCCGACAACAUCCGUGGCACCGGUGAGGUUCCUGAAAGGUAUGUCAGGUCUGAGAUUAUGUCUGAUCCUGCCAUCGACGAUGCCAAGGGUUACAAUCUACCGGUAAUUGAUAUGUCGAGAUUGCUGAACCCUGAGUUUUCUGAGGAGGAGACUGCUAAGCUUGGAUCUGCCUGUGAGCACUGGGGAUUCUUUCAGCUAGUGAACCAUGGGUUCAAUGGAGAAUUGCUACAGCAAAUUAAGGCUGACAUCACAGAGUUCUUCAACCUUCCACUGGAGGAAAAGUUGGCAGUGGCAAUUCCACCAAAUGGCAUACAAGGGUUUGGCCACCACUUUGUUUUCUCCAAGGAACAGAAGCUGGAUUGGGUAGAUUUGUUGUUCCUUGCCACACGGCCUGUUGAGGAAAGGAGUCUGGCCUUCUGGCCUACAAAGCCUUCCACAUUCAGGGACACACUGGAUAGGUACUCACUGGGGCUGGCAAAUGUAUCUGCACAAUUGUUCAAGUUUAUGGCCAACAACCUUGGAGUUAACCAUGAGGCACUCCUUGGCACCUUCAAAGGUCUGCCUCAGAGCAUGAGGAUCAACUAUUACCCUCCCUGCAGUCAAGCUGACAAGGUUUUAGGUCUGUCGCCGCAUACGGAUGGUGUUGGCAUGACAUUCCUCCUACAAGUAAAUGAUGUAGAAGGACUACAAAUCAGGAAGGAUGGCAAAUGGUUUCCCGUGAAGGCUAUACCUGGAGCUCUUGUCGUCAACAUAGGGGAUGUUCUUGAGAUCCUCACCAAUGGUAAGUACAAGAGUAUUGAGCACAGGGCAGUAAUAAACCCUGUCAAGGAAAGGAUUACGAUUGCAACAUUCCAUAGCGUCCACCUUGGCUGCACCAUUGGCCCGCUUCAGGAGCUGUUGAAGACGGACGAGGCGCACUACAAGGUGUUAGAUAGUGUUGAGUUCACCAAGGGCUAUUUUGCUGCAAAGCUAGAAGGCAGAAGGUACUUGGAGAGCUUGAAGCUAGGCAUAUGAGAGUAUGCUUUUUUUUUAAUCUUUCUGUUGGUGACUGCGUAAUGAGUAAUUGAUAGUGAGUUUUUUUUUUCUGAUA